Messenger RNA from Python bivittatus (Burmese python), 1853 nucleotides. NCBI's taxonomy places the organism in Eukaryota, Metazoa, Chordata, Lepidosauria, Squamata, Pythonidae. The record is from RefSeq and is a predicted model, not a curated record.
GUUCCCAAAGGCAUUGUGGAGAGUGUACUUUCACUGAAAUGCCCAGGAGUGCCUCCCAUUCACAGCUGUCAGAAUGGCCCAGCUGGACUGACUGUGCAAUUGAAUAGACCAACUGUCUUUGAGCAGAUUCUGACAACUCUUCCCAUAUAUACAAAGCCUCCUUUGACAUCCCAGGGACACUGCAUUAUCCUUAACUGCGUGCCCCUGCAUGGGCAGAAGGACCUGAAGUCUCUCAGUCUAGGUCAUCUGAGGGCCAUCCUAGUCACUGAUCACUUGGCGGGCCUGCUCCAAGCUCAAGGAAUAGACGUGCAGCUGGUUCCCGCUUCGGUCAAUGAGGAAAUCCAUCAGUUCUUCCAUCAGGCAGACCAGGAUGAAAUUGUAUGUAAACUACACUUGAAAGAGUUCCUGGAGCAGCAGGAGGGACUGGAAGGCUAUGACCCCAACCUGGAUGUCUUUCUUGUAACAGAAGAGAAAUUGCACCAUGUGGCUGAGCUCCAGCGUGUGGCCAAGCAGUGCUCAGAGGCUGCACCAGGGGUUUGCUGCAGUAUUGUGCAUAUUGUGAACAAUGAGGAGGCAUUCCAGCAGCAGAAGGUGGAUCUACUAUGGAAAUUGGUAACGCAACCACAAGCCUUCACAGCUCUCCAGAAACACCUUGUCUGUGGGCCUGUGAAAAUUACCUGCCCUGCUUCUUGCAUGAAUGCUUUUCAGUACUACCAACUACGACACUCCCAGAUGUAUGAAGCUUCAGUGCUGAAAUAUGGAGACCUCUCUAAAGAUGACACAUGGACUGAAGUAAUCAGCGUAUUGACAUCAGCUGCUAUCCGAUUUGAGAUGCUGAGUACAGUUCAUCAGAAUCAGGUUUUCUUGGAUGUGGAAGAAAGCAGCACCUCUCUGAAGGGAACCAAAAGUGGAGCCUUUGUGAUGUACAAUUGUGCUCGACUUGCCACACUGUUUGAAACAUACCAAAGAUCAGUAGAACAAGGUCUGUAUCCAGUCUUUCCCCAGCCUUCUGAACUGAACUACUCCUCUCUCAGGGAAGAGGGGGAGUGGCUCUUGUUAUUCAACAGCAUCCUCCCUUUCCAGGAGGUCUUGGCCCAAGUAACACAGCUCCUGCUCCCCAGCGGUGGGCUCAGAAUAAGAGUCGGCACUGAAGCGAUUUGCAAGUUCCUGAUCCAACUAAGCAUGGAUUUCAGUUCCUACUACAACCGAGUGCACAUUCUGGGGGAACCACGUCCCCAUUUAUUCAGCCAGAUGUUUGCCCGGCUGCAGCUGAUGAGAGCUGUGAGGGAAGUGCUCCAUAGUGCUCUGGGCACCCUCCACCUAACUCCUCUUAAUCAGAUCUGAUCAGAUUGGUCUCAUACCUGUGCUUGGGAUUUGCAUCAGCCUCCUGUGAUAAAAAGGAAUGGGGAACUCAUUCAUAUGAGGGAGAAUGGAGAGCGGGAUGCUAUGCUGUACUGAGUAAUUGACAGCUACCAAGUAUAUCCUUGCAGAAUACAGUUCAUGUUUUGGUACUGGAAUGAAUUGCCCUGAAUUGAUGAAAAGAGGACACAUACAUUUCUUCUGAAAUUAUUCUGAAGUUCUUGGAGCUAAUGAAUUCUAGUCACGGAACAGAGAAAGAGGCAAGUAUUUUGUAUUACUAAUUGCCUUGUUUCUGAAGCUUGUUUCGGAUCGGAGUGGAUGUAAAAAAUAGCAAGAAUUCUUGAGCCAAAUGAAUAUAAAGCUGGUGGAUGCAAAUGACCAUUUACUAUAUGUUUUUAAAUUCUGUUCUAAAAUUGGUAACAUUUAUUUUCGUACAGUAAAAACUGACACCAGCAGGCAGUAGCAGUGUGUAAAUAAAAUAAUGCAGAUACAGA